AUGAGAGAGUUCAGUCAGAUUAGUGGCAUGGAUCGCUUGACCUCGUUGCCGUACGCUGCACAAGCUAAUGGUGUUGUCGAAGCGUAUGUGGGCAUUUCGAAACGAUCCAUCUUUAUUUCAUUGACACACGAUGCUGCAGAACCUGAGGCAUGGGAUGAGUAUCUCGAUGUCAUUCAGUAUGCCAUGAACAUUCAAUACGCUAGAUUGCAUCAAUCGCAGUCGUUUGCUAUCAUGUUUGGGCUUGCCCCAAAUCUCUUCCAGAAUUACACUCAAUUGCCUAAUGCUGACCAGACACCCGAGGAUCCUACCAAAGAAGUCAUUGAUGCCCGCUUACAGAACAUUAAGGAUGUGGUAAUCCCUGCCAUCCAUAAGCGUAUCAAAGAAACACAAUUGCGCGACCAUGAGCGCUUCGAAAAGCAUCACAAGAUCAUUGAAGAGAAGUAUCCCAUCAAUUCAAAGGUCAUGCUCUUCGACCCUGUCAGAUCAACUAAACUUCACCCCAGAUGGCUCGGUCCAUAUUUCAUCAAGAACUAUACUCGCAAUGUUAGUUAUACUUUAGCCGACAUUACUGGUGAAUUGCUGCCCCGUGAUGUGCCUACCCAGCACAUUCGCGUUGUCGAUUUCUCGGACAAUCAUGUUACAAAAGGCUUAUCAUGCUAA
Messenger RNA from Mucor velutinosus, 660 nucleotides. RefSeq lists its product as uncharacterized. NCBI's taxonomy places the organism in Eukaryota, Fungi, Mucoromycota, Mucoromycetes, Mucorales, Mucoraceae. The record is from RefSeq and is a predicted model, not a curated record. The transcript has a single exon. The coding region runs from base 1 to 660 and encodes 219 amino acids. Gene Ontology annotation, molecular function: nucleic acid binding.